This is a messenger RNA of Exaiptasia diaphana, 3833 nucleotides long. RefSeq lists its product as uncharacterized. The record is from RefSeq and is a predicted model, not a curated record. Bases 46 to 2040 code for a protein of 664 amino acids. Lineage: Eukaryota; Metazoa; Cnidaria; Anthozoa; Actiniaria; Aiptasiidae. The transcript is spliced from 9 exons.
CUCUGUUUUAAUUUUGUUUACAGAAAGGAAGAUACUACCAAAAUCAUGACAUGCAGCGUUAAACACUGCACCAAGUAUCCCUUAAUUGCUGUUCUACUUUCAUUGUCACCACUCGCUAUAAUCGCAAGUGAAUUUAAAAUUUACCGCUCCCGUUACCAAGGUGAUGAUGAUCUUUUCGUGACGUCAGAGUCAGUGUGCAAGACAAGCAACCUGAGUUGCCAUGACUACUACGCAGAGAAAAUUACAUGUAACAAAUGUUCCUGUAGUCAUGAUAACGAUACGUUUGGAUAUCUCAAGGGUAUGUGGAGGUGCUUUGGAGCAAGAGAACUUCGACAAGAUACAGGUUGUUUUGUACGAGGCGAUGCAUCAGAUCCCCUUCCAGUAGUCUCAACUAAUGACCAUCUACGACUAAAUCUGUCAUUACACGCCGAGUGUAGAUACAUUUAUAAACAGAACACUUACUACAGGACAUGCGAUGGCAAGUGGUCAGCGGCUGGUGGUAUAGGAACGUCUCGAUAUGACCUCUUUGUUAAUAAGGAAACAGAAACAGGGAAUCCUGACAAAUAUCAAUAUUGGAUAACGGUCAAAACCGACGCAGACGCAAKUCGUGCUUUUGCGGGACGAAUUAUGAAAGUGAACUUUGAGUGUAAACAGCCUAACGUGAAGCCCUGGUACGAGUGCUUUGUGUUUAAAGAGGAAUAUGUAUCACAACCUGUAGUAUGUCCAAAGUCGAUGGCGACGGUCAUUCCCUCGGUUAAGUCCGAAAUAUCAACCAGACAAAAUUCUACCAUCCCUCCCCUCCCUGAUACCACRACACCUACUCGUUCGACAAAAGAAAACGUUACUGGACCUACAACUAGUUUCGUCGAAACCUCCAUGACAAGCAACAUAACAUAYUACGGCAACCAAGAUAACGAAGGCACCAGGAUUAAUAAACACAUGAUCAUUGGUGUGUCAGCGGCUGGAGCAGCUCUGCUCGUUGCCUUGGUGAUCACAAUAUGCAUUAUAUGCUGCCGGAAACGUCAGAGAAGAGACAUUUCCAAGUACACCGCAGCCCUUUACGACUCAACACAGGGUUCUGCUGGGAUAUAUGCUGAGACAAGUAUACGACUUCCAUCUUCUUCAAAGUCUUUUACCCUAACCAGUCAUAGUAAUCCAUCAUACGAGCGAGGUCGAGACUUUUCAAUUAAAAUAGCUGAUUCUCAAAAACAAAAACCCAMAGCACCCUCUAGUCCUCCUCGGUURGCCUUAACCAACGAGUCGUUCGAGGAUGACACCACARCAGUCACUUCAAAAAUACAGGAAAUUCCUCGUUGUCCUGUGAAACAGCGUGGAAAUAUGCUGGUGAAAUAUGAGAAUGUGACCAUUUUAUCCGACGUGCGACCAGAGAGUGUUCCAGAUGCAGAGAUGUUUUAUGACAACCCCGGAGCAAACGCCCCCCAGUACCAAGUUCUUGAAAAUCCGGCCGAAGACGCRCCGAGCUAUGGCGAGUAUCCUCUGAGAUUGAAUACCAAUAACUCAGUCAAUCAGUCAACCRAUAAGUCCUCUGAAGACUUCAAUGACGUUAAUGAUUGCAUCGCCGAUGAUGUAGCUGAUGACGGCACGGUUGAACCAAUCUACGCUAACACUCCCGCAAUUGUUUCGAACAACUCACAGGAAAAUAGUUUUUCUUUUGAAGUUCCUGAACAGGAUGAUAACAUUGUGGUUCAAGAGUCAAUUAAUAGAGACGAUGAUGUCUAURCUAACUCAGAGGCUAUGAAAAGUUCCUAUUCAGACGUCCAGUCAGCACAUAAUCACGCGUAUGUUGACGACGAGGACGAUGAGGCGUCGCAUAGUAACGAACCAAUUUACGACAACCAUUCGAUUAUGAAUAAUACUAGUAGCUCGGGGGGCUCGCCCCUGCUAACUAACCAAUCACAUCAAGCUAUUUACCAGGAUUUAAAAAGUGAACAGGCUCAAGAAUCUGACUAUCAGCCGCUGACACCAGUAAUCGAUAGAAAGCCAAAACCAAAGCCAAGACCGAGAGUUAAGCGACAAUAAUACAAAGUCUUGUGCCUAGCACAACCUUUCGACAAGGUUAUUUUGUUAACUUAAAAAAARCAGCUUUGAUUGAAAAGUGGGUGGAAAUCCGAUGUUUGCCCAUACACUGUGGUGAUUUACUAUUGAUAUAAGGUGAUAUAAGGUGAAAAUGCGUCAAACUUUGAAAAUAUUGUACAUAUUAAUAAUUUCAACAAUUGAUGGAAAUGUGAURUUUGGCAGAAGUUCUUUGGUUGUUUUCAUAUUAACUGAUUUUCUGAAAGAUUGAAGAGUCAAUAUGUAGCAUAUUAGCAGAUGAGGUGAAAUGAGYGRCAACAGCUUGAGCAGGAAAGCGAACUGUUGRGAAGAGGUCAAUCGAUCUGUAAAAAUAUAUAUACAAAAUAUUUUAGUGAUUCCACGCGAUUUCCCCCAAUGUGAUUCAUGAYCCUCUCACUACACUGCAGUGCUGCACUGUGCAAUAUUAUUCAAUACUGUCUGAAGUUAAACAUGAUCUAUAGUAGAUAUGAACAUUUCCGCACGUACUACAUCUCACUUGUUUAAACUCCUAGUGUACAGAAGAAAAGGACACAAGAUGAAUGAGAUACCRAAUAUGUUCAUAUUUCUAGUUGAUAUUCAACAUUAAAUAGAAUUGGACAGAACGUAAGAGCAAUAUUUCGGUUUUAUUGCAAAACCAUCAUCACUAGAAGUGUAUAAAACGCAAAAACGCAAAGACAAUACAAUAUGUACUGUAUAGAAAAGGACACAAAUACAAGUUUUAAUUGUAAAAUUCGUCGUCUUCUAUUCUAUAAUCAGUGAGAUUACUAUUUGUUGCCUAAACGAUAUUUCAACUUUACAACAAUUUGACUGUCGUAAGAAUAUAAUCCAAAAAACAAGUUAAGCCAGUUAACGAACGGUAGAGAGCUAACCCUACUUGUCACAUUCCAUACUCCGCGCCUCAAGAACUAUAUGAAAACGCUAAUGAAACAAAGCAAUGUGCUCUAGUAGAGGAAAUGGAUCCAUAUCGAUGGUAYUGUCUUUCUCUGGGAGGAAGCCUUGCUUUUUUAAAUGCAUCUUUUCUAGUCCAUUGGGGCACAUUUUAUCGAUUUCAACAACAUCAGAAUAAGCAAGACGAACGCUCCGAAGGUCUCAGCUUCCAAAGAUCUAAUUCAUUCAUCGAAGACAAAUAAAUCUUGUAAUCGACAAUAGCUGAAUACCAAACAUUGACUCCCAGCUUCGAAAAUCAAAUGUCCUCGUAAAACACAGCACAGCGCCAUUUUCCGGCCACACAGGUAUCCCUCUGCACUACAGAUGCUAUUUGGUUUUGGGAGUCGAGCUUAAUCAAAUACCCUUCAAUACUUCAUUAGUCAUGCAGCUGAAUAGAUGACCUGCGUGGAUAAGACGAGGAGGAAGCCUUUGCGAAUGGUUUAGAAACUGUCUUCCUGGUGGGAGUCUCUGCAAAGUUAAAAAAAAACAAAGAGAAGAGGGAAAGGGGAAGUCACUGACAUGGCCAACAGUCGAAAAGAUGAGGGUGGGACGAAAGGACAUCCAGAAGGAUAAGACAGGUUGUUGUCAUACGGUACUAUAAGAAUGUUGUGGUUAUGAUACACAUGAUGUUAUGGUGUGACAAACUGGUGAUCAGCACCAGAGAACUACCAAGUGACACCAGUCAAUCUGUGAUGUCACGAAAGAUGAGGAAACGGCAAAAGCUUGACGUGCUCUAGGCUUGAUAAAGAAACACUAUAUUUUUAUCAAUGAUAUAGAGCUAAGUACUGCUGUUCUUUUUUUCAUUUACAUUUUCAUAAAAAAAUUUAUGUAAA